UUCAUUGAAGGAAGUGCUGGAAGAAAUAUGAUCAUGAGAGCCAUUGACGAAUAUCACGCAAAGACUUGCAUUAAAUUUGUUCCAAGAACAAGCCAAACUGAUUAUCUUUCAAUCGAAAGUAGCAAUACGGGAUGCUGGAGUAGUGUUGGGAAAAUUGGUAGGAAGCAAUCAGUUAACUUACAACAAAACGGUUGUUUAUCAAAACUUGGAACACCUAUUCACGAACUAAUGCACGCGCUUGGAUUCCUUCAUGAACAAAACCGUGAAGAUCGUGAUCGUUACGUUACAAUUAUGCGCAAUAAUAUUAAGCCUGAAACAUUAACAAACUUUGAGAAAGCGUCAGCUGGUAGUACAACAAGCUAUGGAGUCUCAUAUGAUCAAGGUUCGGUCAUGCAUUAUUCUUCAACAGCUUUUUCAAGGAAUGGACAAAAGACAAUCGUAUCAAAGGGUGAAGAUCAAACGACUGGCAAUGAUUAUAUGAUGGGACAACGUGAAGGAUUUUCUUCAAGUGAUCUUGCGAGAAUAAAUGCGAUGUACAAAUGCGGUGAUAUGCCGAAUCAGGGUGUUAUGCCAGGUUACCCUGCCCCAACUGUACAAAAACCUACUCGACCUGCAAGUUCGGGUGGAUUCACAAAUCCUUUAGCACAACUUACACCAACAUCGGGUGUUGAGAUGGGACAAAGGCAAGGAUUUUCUCAAAGUGACAUAGCAAGAAUCAAUGCAAGAUAUUGUGAAGGUCAAACUGUUCCAUCUACUGGAAGUCAAGGGCCUAAACAACCUGAUGGAAAUCCUGAACCUUUCUAUCCAAAUCCUGAUUUAGAAUAUCCUUAUGGACCUGAAGAAGGAGGUUACCCUGGAGCACAAUAUCCCCCACCACCAGGUUAUCCCCAAGGACCUCCACCACCAGGUUAUCCCCAAGGCCCUCCACCACCAGGUUAUCCACAAGGACCUCCACCGUCAGGUUAUCCCCAAGGCCCUCCACCACCAGGUUACCCUCAAGGACCUCCACCACCAGGUUACCCACAAGGACCCCCACCGCCAGGUUACCCUCAAGGACCUCCACCGCCAGGUUAUCCGCAGGGACCUCCACCGCCAGGUUACCCUCAAGGACCUCCGCCACCAGGUUAUCCAGGAUACCCCCCAAUUUAUCCUGAAUAUGGAUUUGGCCCAGAUCCUUUCAUGGCCCCACAACGUCGUCCAUUUCUGCAAGACAGUAAUAAGGAGCAAUUGGAAAACAUGGAAAAUAAGAUCGUGAAACUUUUCAUUUUAAUGUCAAUCAUUAAAAUCGCUGAAAAUUUUCCUUCUGAAAGCCCUAAAGUUAUUUUGAAGUUGUCACCAUUAAUUUCAAAAACUCCUGACGAGUCUGCAGGCAGAUCAUUGAAGAAGUGGAGUUCAAAGAAAAAUCUCGGAAAUCCUGAAGAACAAGGAAAUUAUUACGAAGGCGACAUUAUUCUUGGUUCAGAAGCACGUAAUGGCGUCAUUUUGAAGUCUCAGAUGUGGGAAGAUGGCAUCAUUCCUUAUGAAAUUGGAGCUGGUUUAACUGAGAAAGAUAAAAAGAUGAUCAAAGAUGCGCUCGACAUCUUCAUGAAAAAAACUUGUUUAAAGUUUGUUAAAAGAACUGAUGAAAAAUCUUACAUUUCUUACAACAACAGCCCAACAGGUUGUUGGAGUUCAGUUGGGAAAGUCAUUGGAAAACAAAUCGUCAACCUUCAAUCGCCAGGCUGCACAGGUAGAAUUGGAACCGUAAUGCAUGAAACAUUACACGCUGUCGGAUUCUUUCACGAACAAAAUCGUUCAGAUCGUGACGACUUCAUUAAAGUUCACGAAGAGAAUAUAAAAAAUGGCGCCUUCAUUAACUUCCAAAAGUUUUCAAUUGAUGACAUCUCAAGCUAUGGAAUUGGCUAUGAUUACAGCAGCGUUCUUCAUUACUCGCCCUAUGCUUUCUCUAAAAACGAAGAAAGGACAAUUGAAGCUUUAGAUGACGAAAAAAUGAACAAUUUGAUGGGACAAAGAAGACGUUUAAGUGAAGGAGAUUUAGCGAAGAUUAAUAGAAUGUAUUGUGAAAACUGA
Messenger RNA from Clunio marinus, 2070 nucleotides. Lineage: Eukaryota; Metazoa; Arthropoda; Insecta; Diptera; Chironomidae. The record is from the annotation of a GenBank genome assembly.